AUGGAUCCUAGAAACCUUAAUCGUUUUCCACAUACAUGUUUUGUUGAUCUUAUGAAUUCUCAAAAAGACUCCAACAGUUCUGAUAAUCCGAUUCUUCCAAAUACAUCCUCUUCUCAGUCUGUCCACUUUAACUCUACCUUCUCUUUUCAGCCUGUCCACUUUACCUCUACCUUCUCUUCUCAACCUGUACACUUUAGUCCUGGAUUCUCUUCUAUGCCACUUCACUUUAGCCCAUCAUCUGACUCUGAAGACUGUAUCGAGUUAACAGUUGAUGAGAAUGAAGAAGACGGAGGAAGAGGAAUUAGAAAGCGGUGGAUUGCAGAGGAGGAUGUCAAUCUCAUAAGCGCUUGGUUAAACACAAGCAAUGAUCCAGUUGUAAGUAAUGAGCAGCAGCUUCAAAGUUUCUGGAAGAGGGUUGCUGACUACUACAAAGCAAACGAUCGCUCAUCUGGUUCAAUAGCAAGAGGGCCUUCACAAUGUAAGGCUAGGUGGAACAAGAUAAAUCACUCGGUCAAUAAGUUUGUGGGGUGUUACGCACAAGCGAGUUCAAGUAGAAAGAGUGGAGAAUCAAAAGAUGACGUAUUGAGCAUGGCGUAUGAGCUUUUCAAGAACGACAUGGACAAGCCAUUUCUGCUAGGACAUUGCUGGAGGGAAUUGAAGCAUGAUCAGAAAUGGAUCACGGAGGAGUGUAGCCAUAGGCGGACUAAACUCACUUCAGAAGGAGCAUACUCACCCGGAGAGUGCAAUGAUGGAGCUAAGAUGAGGCCUCCGCGGGUUAAAGCUUCUAAGAGAAAAGGGAAGAAACCGAAAGUGAUUGUUGAUGUGAAGGAUGGUUUUGUGGCUAAGUUAGAUAAGAUCAUAGCAAUAAAGGAGCAAGAACAAGCCGCUAAGGAGAGACAUGCCAAAAUGAGAUUGCUAGACAGCCUUAUUAACAAGGGUGAACUAACACCCGCUAAAGUUACACUUAGGGACAAACUCAUAGGCCAGAUGGUGACAAACAUCUAG
This is a messenger RNA of Camelina sativa (false flax), 1005 nucleotides long. The record is from RefSeq and is a predicted model, not a curated record. NCBI's taxonomy places the organism in Eukaryota, Viridiplantae, Streptophyta, Magnoliopsida, Brassicales, Brassicaceae.